Messenger RNA from Bombus terrestris (buff-tailed bumblebee), 2413 nucleotides. Its product is annotated as transmembrane protein 145. The transcript is spliced from 5 exons. The coding region runs from base 77 to 1459 and encodes 460 amino acids. Lineage: Eukaryota; Metazoa; Arthropoda; Insecta; Hymenoptera; Apidae. Gene Ontology annotation, biological process: G protein-coupled receptor signaling pathway; response to pheromone. The record is from RefSeq and is a predicted model, not a curated record.
GCAUGUAGCAGGUAACAUAUUACAGAUAUGUAGAUAUCAUUUCAGUUCAGGAAAAUUGUACGGCCGUGUAUCAACUAUGUUUAACAUAUUGUCAUUCUUUUUUAUGUUAUUUAAUUUUUUAUUAACAUACUCAGAGACCAAAAUUCUUCAAGGACACCUUGUAACACGUGAAAAUUGGGCAUUUUUAGCAAGAUUUUGCUUCUUAACGCAACAAGGCACGUUUCGGUACGAAUUCGAAUUGGGAGGCAAAGAACAAGAUUUAAAAAUACUAUUGUAUUAUGAUGCGCCUGAUCAAUGGCCAAGCGUUUACCCUUCGAAUAAAACAUGCAUAGAAAAAGAAGCUAUACUUUGGGACGGAAUUGGUCAAAUAGUACCAUUAUCUACAUUAACAUCUGAACAAUCAGGAUGCGUCGAAAAAGAAGAAACAACAGUACAAUGUUCUAGUCAUCGAAGAUUUCGAUCAUCUCGUCCGAGAUGGUGGUUUAUCGCACUAGCAGAUUGUUCAUCAAAAACUGGUCUAAAUGUGUCGUAUUGGAUAUCGCUAACAAAUGCCCCGCAUGGUCAUUUUUGGAAAGAACAUUUUUCAGCAGACGAAUUCUAUAUACUGCCAGAACUAAUAACAAUUGCUUGUAUUUACGUGAUACUUGUAAUACUUAGUUUUUACAUAGCCAUACAACUAAGGGCAAGAAGACUACUACAUGUUUCUUACAAAAUAUUUAUAGCCUCGCUACUUUGUCAAUUAGUAGGAAUAUUAUUUGAGAUUUAUAGUUACAUAAAUCUUGGUUUAAGAGGGAUACCAACACAAAAUGCUUAUUUAUUAGGUCAACUUCUAGAAGCAUGUUCAGACGUUUUGUACACUGUACUUAUGUUAUUACUGGCUCUUGGUUUUACAGUGACUAAGAGCGUUUUAACAGCCAGACAAACUCGAUGGCUUAUAUGUUUCAUUUGUCUGAUUUCUUUCUGUCAAUUUUCAUUGUAUAUUUACCAAUCCGAUGUCUUUGAUCCUGGAUUGGUAUUAUAUAUUUAUGAGUCACCACCAGGCUAUGGAUUAAUAAUACUGAAAUUGAUUGCAUGGAUUAUAUUUUCUCUUCGAUGUUUUAAGACUGUUAGAAAAAUGUCAACAAAACUUCAUUUUUAUGGUUCAUUAUUUUCAUUGGGAUCAGCAUGGUUUUUAUGUCAUCCAUUAACGGUACUCUGCAUUACUUUAUUAGUAGAUGAGUGGGUACGAGAAAGCGUUGCUAAAGGAUGUUUAUUAUGGACUAUUUUUAUGGGACACAUAAUGUUUUUAUACAUCACCAGACCAUCUAUGGCUAACAAACGUUUUCCAUUUCAUAUUAGAACAUGUCAAGUCAUGCCUGUUGGUGGUGAAGGACAAGAUCACAGUUAUGAACCUCAUGUUAGAACAACAAGCUCUGCAUUCACUAUUUCACACUUAACGCCAUCUACUUUGCAAUAUUAAUAGUAAGGAUACUUCAAAACACCUGACAACCUGCAUAACUGUAAUUGUAUGAUGAGUCCACUUCUAUUUUUUUUCUUUUUUGAAUGUUCACAAUUAAGAAAGGACAUUAUGUUUAACAAUUAGUUAACAAAGAUAAAUAUUAACCGUUUGAGACCCAAGCAGCGCGAUCGCGCUGUUUAGAUUUUGCCUCAAAAGACCCGGUACAUUUAAACGCUACAGACGACUGACUGUAUUUUGUAUUUCAUUCUUAUCUCCUCAAUAAUGUUUAUCGAAAAAAACUUGAUAUAUUUAUAAACUAAUAGUACGCAUAUAUAAUAGUAAAGAUGUAUUUCAUGAAACUAACAAAUAUGACGAGUGCUACUGCGUCGCUUGUUUCUCUUCGCAAUUGAUUAAGACAAGCGCUAUCGCGCUGUUAGGGAUUUUUCGACCCUGUUUUUCCAAAGACCCCUGGGACUCAAACGGUUAAUUUAUAUGUGAUACGAACAUUUUUAAUUAUUAUAGCAUUCCUACAAGUAUUUACAAUAAACUUACAUGGUGCUUUUUAUAUCACGUAUAGGUUUCAUUACAAAAUUUACAAUCAUAACUAAUAAUCAUCAGUCACAUGAACCAUCAAGCCAGCCAUCUCUCCACCUUUGGUCAACUAAUUUACAGUCAAAUUCAGGUUUUCCAAGUUUUUUAUUUACUUCAUUAUGUAUCAUACAAAGCCAUUGACUCAAUUGUGACUGUGAAUUGGUUUGUGGUGGAGUUUUUUUUAAUUGCUCUUGUAAAUCUUCUGCACAUACAUAACAAGGAUAAAACUUGGAAAAUGUGUGAAAGAACUUUGACAUAUCCGACUUUUGUUCAUCAGUUGGAUUAUCAGGGUAAUAUGCUGCCAUGGUGGACUUUUCUUCUCUAUUUUCUCAGUUUCCUGACAUGAUAAAAUAUAUAUGUAAGAAUAAAUAAUUUAUUUCACAA